GGUGGGGGCGAGCCUUACGGGUUCCGCGCUCCCUUCUGGGUGAUGCGGCGCUUAGGAGAGCCAAUCGCAAUCGUCUGGGGGCGGGGGAGGACGCAGUUGCUCUGCUUCUCUAUUGGGUUUUGUAACCUCAGAGAGGCGGAUCUUGGCCUAAACUCAAACCACCGUACGGGGAUUGGUUUCGGGGCAAAGCUGCCAUGAGUCCCGGGAGCCGCGGGCGGCCCCGGCAGCGGCUGGGGGAUCGCGGCCUCCUGAAAGCACCCUCACUCUCCAAGCGCCGACUUCUGCCGCGAGUGCAGCUCCUGCCCCUGCUGCUGCUGGCGCUGACUAUGGGCUUGGCUUUCUAUAUCGUCUGGAAUAGCUGGCACCCUGCGGUUGAGGAGGUGUCACGGAGCCGGGAUCUGCGGGUCCCGCUGAUCGGAAGCCUUUCAGAAGCUAAGUUGCGGCUGGUGGUAGGGCAGCUGGAUCCGCAACGUCUCUGGGGAACCUUCCUGCGUCCCUUGUUGAUUGUGCGACCCCCGGGUAGUCCUGGCAAUCUCCAAGUGAGAAAGUUCCUGGAGGCUACGUUGCAGUCCCUAUCGGCAGGCUGGCACGUGGAACUGGACCCAUUCACAGCCUCAACCCCCUUGGGGUCACUGGAUUUCGGGAACGUGGUGGCCACACUUGACCCAGGAGCUGCCCGUCACCUCACUCUCGCCUGCCAUUAUGACUCCAAGUUCUUCCCUCCUGGGUUGCCUCCCUUUGUGGGGGCCACAGAUUCAGCUGUGCCCUGUGCCUUGCUUCUGGAGUUGGUCCAGGCCCUGGACGUCAUGCUGAGCAGAGUCAAGCAGCAGGCAGCACAGGUGACCCUGCAGCUGUUCUUCUUGGAUGGGGAGGAGGCGCUGAAGGAGUGGGGACCAAAGGACUCCCUCUAUGGCUCCAGGCACCUAGCUCAGAUCAUGGAGACUAUACCGCACAGUCCGGGCCCCACCAGGAUCCAGGCGAUUGUAAGAUCCAUUCCUCUGGGCUCUGGAGCAGGAGGCAGGGCGGGGGAAGGAGGGGUGGAGAAGCGCCUUCACCGUCUGAACCUACUCCAGUCUCACCCACAGGAAGUGAUGUACUUCCAACCCGGGGAGCCCCCUGGCCCCGUGGAAGAUGACCACAUCCCCUUCCUUCGCAGAGGGGUCCCAGUGCUCCACCUCAUCGCAACACCGUUCCCUGCUGUGUGGCACACACCCGCUGACACCGAGGCCAACCUCCAUCCGCCCACUGUGCAUAACCUGAGCCGCAUCCUCGCUGUGUUUCUGGCAGAGUACCUGGGACUCUAGCCUGCAGCCCGAUACCUUGAAGGGAUCUUACACCUAGCUGGGGACUGCACAGGAGCACCUUGAGCCAUGCAGGGUGGCCAGGCUCACCUCAGAUGGAUGCUACAACCAUGCCAAGCCAUCGUGUUUCAAGGAUAUGCAAAGGAACACUGAGGGCAUGAGAGAACCAAAAGAAAUAACUGUCCUCAAGUAAAUAACUGGAAGUUUCCAGGGACCAAAUGAUGUUUCAUAGGUUGGUAUUUGGACCAGCACUCCUCACCAAAUGAAUCCUCUGUGGCUCAUGUUUUAUGUCAGUUCAUUUGCUACUGUACGGACCUAGCUCGGUGUUCUAAGUCUGCUUGGCUCAGGGGUGCCAACCUUGAGGGUUAAGGGGAACUGAAGGCCACAGCUCCCGUGAGAAGUGACAAUAAAUGAGCUUCCUCACUGCAGAAGCUGAGAUUUUCCAGAA
Mastomys coucha (southern multimammate mouse) is the source of this 1749-nucleotide messenger RNA. It is a transcript of the gene Qpctl, whose product is annotated as glutaminyl-peptide cyclotransferase like. Lineage: Eukaryota; Metazoa; Chordata; Mammalia; Rodentia; Muridae. The transcript has 6 exons. Bases 195 to 1304 code for a protein of 369 amino acids. Gene Ontology annotation, molecular function: glutaminyl-peptide cyclotransferase activity; zinc ion binding. The record is from RefSeq and is a predicted model, not a curated record.